Molecule: messenger RNA, 1614 nt
Organism: Amblyraja radiata (thorny skate)
Lineage: Eukaryota; Metazoa; Chordata; Chondrichthyes; Rajiformes; Rajidae
Product: dnaJ homolog subfamily A member 2-like
Biological process (GO): protein folding; DNA integration
Molecular function (GO): Hsp70 protein binding; nucleic acid binding
Source: RefSeq, a predicted model, not a curated record
AUGGACACAUCAAGCUUCAUCAAUGCUCUACGACACUUCUUUGCAGUGCGUGGUCCAGUAAAGGUGAUCCGCUCUGACUGUGGGACGAAUUUUAAGGGAGCCUGCAAAGAGCUGCAAAUCAUCCUACAAGAUGAGAAUAACAUCUCAAAGUAUCUUAAUGAGGAAGGAUGCACGUGGCUGUUCAACCCACCCCACUCUUCCCAUAUGGGGGGAGUGUGGGAAAGAAUGAUCGGGGUUUCAAGACGGAUCCUUGACUCCAUGCUUUCUCAGACUAGCUCCUCGCAUCUUACUCACAAAGUGCUUUCGACUCUUAUGGCUGAGGUUACCGCAAUGAUAAAUGCAAGGCCUCUCGCACCUAUCUCAGCUGAUGCAGAAUCACCCUUUCUUCUGACCCCAGCCACGAUCCUGACACAGAAGGUCUGCACUACUUCUCCUCCACCAGGAUCCUUUGAAAAUGCAGAUCUAUAUCGUCAGCAGUGGAAAAGAGUCCAGCAUUUGGCAAAUGCCUUUUGGGAGAGAUGGAGACGAGAAUAUCUUUCUACUCUACAGAGCCGAAGCAAGUGGCAAGACAGUCAGCCCAAUGUCAAGGAAGGAGACUUGGUGCUGCUCAGAGACUCUCAGGUGAAAAGGAACCAAUGGCUCAUGGCUCUCGUUACCAAGGCUCACCCUGAUGACGACGGUAAGGUCAGGAUGCUUGAGCUGAAGGUUACCAAAGGAGGGACUAUUAAGACCUUCCUCAGGCCGUUGUUUAAAGAAAUAAGCUUUGCAUAUGAAGUUUUAUCGAACCCAGAGAAACUUUACGAUCAUUAUGGUGAACAAGGUCUACGAGAGAGUGGUGGUGGAGGAAGUGGAAUGGACAAUAUUUUCUCACAUAUCUUUGGUGGGGGCCUCUAUGGGUUCAUGGGUGGUCAAGGUAGAAACCGCAACAGUAGACGAAGGGGCGAGGAUAUGGUGCAUCCCCUAAAGGUUUCUUUAGAAGAUUUGUACAAUGCAAAGACGACUAAACUACAGCUGAGCAAAAAUGUUCUUUGUAGUUCGUGUAGUGGUCAGGGUGGAAAGCCAGGAGCUGUUCAAAAGUGCAGUGCUUGCCGAGGAGGUGUGAGGAUCAUGAUCAGACAGUUGGCACCAGGGAUGGUUCAGCAGAUGCAAUCUGUGUGCUCCGAUUGUAAUGGAGAAGGUGAGGUUAUCAAUGAGAAGGAUCGGUGCAAGAAAUGCGAGGGGAAGAAGGUGAUAAAGGAAGUGAAGAUUUUAGAAGUCCAUAUCGAUAAAGGGAUGAAACAUGGACAGCGUAUUACGUUUAGUGGAGAAGCAGACCAGUCUCCUGGCGUGGAGCCUGGGGACAUCAUCCUCGUUCUGCAGGAAAAGGAACACAAGGUGUUUCAGAGAGAUGAUUUGCACAUGACCCACAAGAUUGGUCUUGUAGAAGCACUCUGUGGUUUUCAGUUCACAUUCCAACAUUUGGAUGGACGGCAAAUUGUUGUGAAGUAUCCCCCAGGGAAAGUUGAACCAGGUUGUGUUUACGUUGUUAAGGGUAAAGGAAUGCCGCAGUAUCGUAACCCUUUUGAGCUUCAACUCUACAUAAGUAGUUCCCUUGAUAUUCUCAUGGCAUACUAA